Lagenorhynchus albirostris (white-beaked dolphin) is the source of this 3303-nucleotide messenger RNA. It is a transcript of the gene BRSK2, whose product is annotated as BR serine/threonine kinase 2. The record is from RefSeq and is a predicted model, not a curated record. Gene Ontology annotation, biological process: intracellular signal transduction; microtubule cytoskeleton organization; protein phosphorylation. Gene Ontology annotation, molecular function: protein serine/threonine kinase activity; tau-protein kinase activity; ATP binding. Gene Ontology annotation, cellular component: cytoplasm. The transcript is spliced from 21 exons. Lineage: Eukaryota; Metazoa; Chordata; Mammalia; Artiodactyla; Delphinidae. The coding region runs from base 36 to 2267 and encodes 743 amino acids.
GGGCGCCCACCUCGCCGGCGCCGGGCCCGGGAGCGAUGACAUCGACGGGGAAGGACGGCAGCGGGGCGCAGCACGCGCAGUAUGUGGGGCCCUACCGGCUGGAGAAGACGCUGGGCAAGGGGCAGACAGGCCUCGUGAAGCUGGGGAUUCACUGUGUCACGUGCCAGAAGGUGGCUGUCAAGAUCGUCAACCGCGAGAAGCUCAGCGAGUCUGUACUGAUGAAGGUGGAGCGGGAGAUCGCCAUCCUGAAGCUGAUAGAGCACCCCCAUGUCCUCAAGCUGCACGACGUCUAUGAAAACAAAAAAUAUUUAUACCUGGUGCUAGAACACGUGUCUGGUGGGGAGCUCUUCGACUACCUUGUCAAGAAGGGGAGGCUGACCCCCAAAGAGGCCAGAAAGUUCUUCCGGCAGAUCAUCUCUGCGCUAGACUUCUGCCACAGCCACUCCAUAUGCCACAGGGAUCUGAAACCAGAAAACCUUCUGCUGGACGAGAAGAAUAACAUCCGGAUCGCGGACUUCGGGAUGGCGUCGCUGCAGGUUGGCGACAGCCUGCUGGAGACGAGCUGCGGGUCCCCCCACUAUGCCUGCCCGGAGGUGAUCCGGGGAGAGAAGUACGAUGGCCGCAAGGCAGACGUGUGGAGCUGCGGCGUGAUUCUGUUCGCCCUGCUUGUGGGGGCGCUGCCCUUCGACGACGACAACCUGCGGCAGCUGCUGGAGAAGGUGAAGCGGGGCGUGUUCCACAUGCCGCACUUCAUCCCGCCCGACUGCCAGAGCCUGCUGCGCGGCAUGAUCGAGGUGGACGCCACGCGGCGCCUCACGCUAGAGCACAUUCAGAAACACAUUUGGUAUAUAGGAGGCAAGAACGAGCCCGAGCCGGAGCAGCCCAUCCCCCGCAAGGUGCAGAUCCGCUCGCUGCCCAGCCUGGAGGACAUCGACCCCGACGUGCUGGACAGCAUGCACUCGCUGGGCUGCUUCCGGGACCGGAACAAGCUGCUGCAGGACCUGCUGUCCGAGGAGGAGAACCAGGAGAAGAUGAUUUACUUCCUCCUCCUGGACCGGAAAGAAAGGUAUCCGAGCCACGAGGACGAGGACCUGCCGCCCAGGAACGAGAUAGACCCUCCCCGGAAGCGCGUGGACUCCCCAAUGCUGAACCGGCACGGCAAGCGGCGGCCUGAGCGCAAGUCCAUGGAGGUGCUGAGCGUGACGGAUGGCGGCUCCCCGGUGCCUGCGCGGCGGGCCAUCGAGAUGGCCCAGCACGGCCAGAGUAAAGCAAUGUUCAGUAAAAGCCUGGAUAUCGCUGAAGCCCACCCCCAAUUCAGCAAAGAAGACAGGUCUAGGUCCAUCAGCGGCGCUUCCUCAGGCCUCUCCACCAGCCCACUCAGCAGCCCCCGGGUGACCCCUCACCCCUCUCCGAGGGGCAGUCCCCUCCCUACCCCCAAGGGGACGCCUGUGCACACGCCCAAGGAGAGCCCGGCCGGCACGCCCAACCCCACGCCACCGUCCAGCCCCAGCGUGGGAGGGGUGCCCUGGAGGACACGGCUCAACUCCAUCAAGAACAGCUUCCUGGGGUCACCCCGCUUCCACCGCCGGAAACUGCAAGUUCCGACGCCCGAGGAGAUGUCCAACCUGACCCCGGAGUCGUCCCCAGAGCUCGCCAAAAGGUCCUGGUUUGGGAACUUCAUCAGCCUGGAGAAGGAGGAACAGGUCUUCGCGGUCAUCAAGGACAAGCCGCUGAGCUCCAUCAAAGCCGACAUCGUCCACGCCUUCCUGUCGAUCCCCAGCCUCAGCCACAGCGUCAUCUCCCAGACGAGCUUCCGGGCCGAGCACAAGGCGACGGGGGGCCCGGCGGUGUUCCAGAAGCCGGUCAAGUUCCAGGUGGACAUCACCUACACCGAGGGCGGGGCGGCGCAGAAGGAGAACGGCGUCUACUCCGUCACGUUCACGCUCCUGUCAGGCCCCAGCCGCCGCUUCAAGAGGGUCGUGGAGACCAUUCAGACCCAGCUGCUGAGCACACAUGAGCAGCCUUCUGCCCAGCACUUGUCAGACACCACUAACUGUAUGGAAAUGAUGACGGGGAGGCUUUCCAAAUGUGACGAGAAGAACGGGCAGGCGGCCCAGGCCCCCAGCACGCCCGCCAAGCGGAGUGCCCACGGCCCACUCGGGGACUCCGCGGCCGCUGGCCCCGGCCCUGGAGGGGACGCCGAGUACCCAGCGGGCAAGGACACGGCCAGGACGGGGCCGCCCGCCGCCCGCCGAGAGCAGCCUUAGACACAUAGCCCCCUCCCCCUGCACGGCCCCGACAGUGGCCCCCAGGCCGCCUCGCCGCCCGCUCGCCCGCCCGCCGCCCGCCCGGUGUGGACCCGGGGCUGCGCCCGUCUGUCCGUCUAGACUGUUGUGAAGCCGGGGAGGAAAGGAAAGGGGGCACCGGGGGCCACAGCCGCGGCUGGGCCACCCGCGCCCGCUCUCUCUUUCUCUCGCUGUCUCUCUCCCUGCCUGUCUCUGACAACGCCACUGUUUCCGCUCUGAUACCAGGAAUUAUCCCGAAAAGUUAACAUGUCAUCUCCGCGAGGCCGUCCUCCGUGCUCUGCACCGGAUACCGGCUGACCGAAGGCAGCUGCCGUGGACCUGCCCUCUCUCCUCUCCUGCUGCUGCCGCCCACUGGGCAGUGAGGCCCUGCCCGCCCGCCAGCUCUGCCCAGUUUCAGCUCCGCAUGGCCACGGGGAGGAGGACCCGGCCCCGACGGGAGGCCGCCUCGGGCCCACCCGACUGGACGCGCGGUGACCAGUGCCCCCGGCGGGUCCGGCCAGCCUCCGGGGCAGGCCCAAGGGGGUGAAGCAGCCGUCUGGCCCGGCCGGCACGGCCUCUCCUCAGCACGUCCCCUCCCUGCUGCUCCCUCCUCGUCCACGUCCAUGCACCUCAGCGCCGCCCACCUGCCUCGCCGCAUCCCACCCCCCAGCUCCCCGGGGGCUGCAGGUGGAAAGAAACCCCGGGGGCCCCGCAGCACCUGCCCACCUGCCCACCCGCCCGCCCGAGGGCAGGCCGAGAUCAGUAUUAUUUACUUGCUGUUUUAACUUACUGAGUUUCUUUACUUCUCCGUUCAGGGAAGGGGCAGCAGCAGCGCCGUCCUGCCGUCUGUCUGUGUGUGUGUCUUGGGCAGGGUGGGGUCUGGGCCAAGGUGCCCCGUGGACAGAGCGGUCGGGGUGCCGGGGCCGCGGGGGCAGCCGGCCGAUGCAGCGCCGGCAAGCUACUGUAAACUUUAAAGAAUUCCUGCAAGAUAUUUUUAUAAACUUUUUUUCUUGGUUGU